AUGGGUCGCUGGACAGAUAUGGACAGUGACGCUGAGCGACUGCCAGACGGUUUCGAGCGCAUAGGCUAUGACGCUGAUACCCAGACCUACACCUUCCGCGAUGCAUCCGGUCGUGUCUACGAAUCUGAGCCUGGCAACCGCUACGGGGAGCUGCGAGCCACCGGCGAGCGCUCACAGCCCAUAUCUGACGAAGAACGACUAGAGCAACACGAAGCAAUAGAAAAGGACAACAGGAGCGCUGUGCGUAUGAUGUUGCCAUUUGCACUGCUGGUUCUUGUUUUCUUGUUCCUUGUAUUCAAGCUCGUGGACAAGAGCGAGGAUACAUACGUCUCUGCUUGUGGAAAGGGAAAUCGUCAAGCAUACAUCUCCAAAGGCGAUACGUGUUGGGCGCUUGCUGAGGCACAUGGCAUAAGUGCAAACCCUGAAUUACACAAAGCCCAAUAUCAGCACUAUAUCCCUCGCUUCUUGCUCCGUCGCUUCUCCUACCCAUCUUCGACCGUGCUCAAUCAUGGCAAGAAGCAGAACAGAAAACAACGAAUCGAAGAUGUAGUCACCGCGGUUGACCUGGGUCACGACAUUCCCAAAUUUGUCGAAUCACCAGUGGGACGAAUCUUUGGACAAUAUGACAUGUACAAGGACGACUCGAAAUUCAGCAAGAAAGAUCAAGAUCGAAUUGAAACAAAGUUAAGCCGUAUUGAGGGCCAAGCAAGUCGCAUUAUUGCCAAAGUUGCAGAUGCCCAUAAAACGGGCAAGGACAAAGUCAAACUCUCACGCCAUGACAAAGAUCUUCUACGAAAAUACAUCUUCGUCAUGAAGUACAGCAGUCCUAUCUUUUUCAAACGCUUCAAUCAUCAGAGAGCAGAGGAUUAUGCUUCGAGCGAUCGGGCAUUAUUUCUGGAAUACAUGCAAGAACGCAACUUCUUGCGCCCGCUCGAUGUCUGGCUCGACAACCUUGAAAGGAUCAUGGAAAAGCAUAUGGAUCCUGCCGGUAAAUGGACAGAAGAUCUCUACAAGGAAAUCUACCCAGAAGACGCUGAGUGGCUCAAGAUCAAUAUUAGGUCGAUGUACCUGUCUUUCGCUACUCCCUCAGAUGCCGUUGAAGAGUUUCUCCUCACUGAAAACGCGUUUGGCAUUCAUGAAGGGCCGAACGACUACUCCACCAACCUUUUCACAGGUGAACAGACGACGACUGCAUAUACCGAGUUUCAUAUAAUCAGCGUCGUUUCUCCACGCUUAGUCAUGAUAUUGCGCGAUAACUAUCUCCCAGAACCUUUGGAAGAUCAGCGCGAAGACAUCCGCAAUAACAAGAGAUUGAUGUUGGCAGCUCGUAUGCAGGCGCACAGUCAACCAGACAACGCUAACUCCUUGCUCGAAGACUUGCCAAUAGCGAAAGCUCGAAACUCCUACACUGUGAUUCAAGACGGUCGGCUUGAACUGGCUGAAGGUGCAGACGGAGUGCCUAGAGCGGCAGACAAAUUCUACUUCACUUUCUUCCGCCUGGAGAGCAGACAUGUGCAGACCAUCAACCUUGUCAUGCUGGACCAAGCCCACCACAGCUCGCACAUCGUAUACAAGUCGAAAGUCGCAUUGCAAGCAGCUCUGGACUUCUAUUUGGAUUAUCCAACCCGGACUAGAGGAGUCUACAGUCUGAAGACGAUAAGUGAUCGACCGAACGACCCGAUGCUGGCUUUAUUACGAAAGCUGGAGACGAUUGCCCGUUCAUUGGGCUCAUCUGUCAGAGCGAAGUACUACAUCGACCCGCUUGAUGAAAUCAAGGAUACGCCGCCUCCUGACGGAGCGCCGACUUUCAAUGACGUGGUUGCCCAAGUUUUAGAAACAAUAGAAAACGAUUGCCCGACACAAGCUGAAGAUGUCUGCUUCAACGAUCAAAAGGCUUGA
Alternaria postmessia is the source of this 1899-nucleotide messenger RNA. RefSeq lists its product as uncharacterized. The record is from RefSeq and is a predicted model, not a curated record. Lineage: Eukaryota; Fungi; Ascomycota; Dothideomycetes; Pleosporales; Pleosporaceae. Bases 1 to 1899 code for a protein of 632 amino acids. The transcript has 4 exons.